GCGAGAUCAUCAGUGAUGAGCCGGCCGCGCCAGCCAGCAGACGAGGCGGCUCCUCUGCUGGCCGCGGUGCUGCUCUUCUACCUAGGCUGCCUGCUCAUGUUCCGCCGGCUAAGCGCGCUGCUAGGCCCUGCGCGGGGCACCGCCGCCCCCGAGGAGGAUGACUCGGACGUGCGCAAGCUGCAGCGCACCGGUCAGAUCAUCCUUGAUAACAAGGAGCUGAUCCGCGAGGUGUUCGCCGUCGAGAGCACCAGAGUGGGCGGCGCCGACGAAGGUCAGCGGGUGAGCUGCAAGAUAAGUGAGAUCGUGGAGGCGCGCUACGAGAAGGAGCGCCGCAGGAGUCAAAGACCUGCUGCCGCCGACGACUGCAACGACGCCGAGUCCAACAAAAGCGUGCCGGCCGCAACGCCGCCCCUGCCGCCCAAAAGACUGCUGGAGGACGGCGGUGCCAUCAGAAAGAGCGUGCUCGUUGUAGACCAGGUGACAAAGACGGACGAUGCCGAUACGAGUGGUGGUGCGGUAGUAGUAGUGGCGGACGCAAAGAGUAAGCCGGGCGAGCCUGCGGCGAGAGUCAGUCACGGCAAAAAGCGGCAGGCUCCCGCGCCUCCAAAGCCUCCGCCCGCCGAGCCAAUUAAAUCGAACGGUGCGGCGGCGGUGGCUUUGCAUAAACCGCCCGAGCAGCUUCCAAAAUUGGAAGUCGAGCCGGCGAGAACAACGGAGGCGGAGAGGCAAAAGUCUCACGCCGCACCAAGUGAAAUUAUUUCAGAGGUGGACAAAGUGAAGGGAGCCGGCGAGUCGAUACUGAUUGAAAAAGCCGAACCUGCAGUCGCGGUCGAGCCACCACGGGAGGUGGCGGUCGGUGCCAAACAGGUCGAGGACCAGACGGAAAAGCUGCUGAAAAUCAGCUCGGAAAUCAAGUUGGCGAUCGCCGAGUUCCGAGGAAAGGCGGAAGGCAGCUGCCAGCAGUGGGCGAAUAAGGGAAUCGCGGAGGCAGACCGGCGGGGCCAAGGGCAAGGCUGCAUCCCACCGGGCGCAGCAGCCGCGCCGCUGGACAAGUGCGUAAGCAGCGUGCAAGUGGGAGAAAAAGCAACGGCACAGGAUAAACCUGUAGUUCGAGUGGAGAGCGCGAGCACAAAAGAAGGACAGGCUGCGAGUCCGGCGGCCGUGGUGGAGGCGGCGAAGCAGGUUGAUAACAAAGAUGUCACUGUUUUGACAAACAACCAGUUGAACAAAGAGAUCGUCGGCGUGAAAGCGGAGAUCGUUAGUUGCGAGGUGAUCACCGCCGAAAAGCCAGCGACCGUUCCCACUGCGGAGAAGAAAACGGAGGUUGUUCCCGUUGAAGUCUCCAGCAUUAGCAAGUCGCCAAGCACUGGAGAUGCUGAAAGUGUCGAGUGUCCGCUGCUUCAUGCUGCACUGACUUUGACACCAAGUGAAACGCAAACCGCAGUUGACAGUAACGAUUCAGCUCCUGUCGAAGUUCGUGCGGUGCAAAGUGAGUACGCAAUAACAACUGAACCAUUAAAAACGCCGACCGAUGAAACCAAGUUAUCUCCAGAAGUAACAAAAUCGGCUGUAAAAGUUGCAAAACCUGCAAUACAAAAAGUUAACUUGCCAGUGGAUAAAGCAAAAGAGCUGCAAGAGAAGGAGAGAUUGCUUGCCAAAACUAUAAGUUUAUCUCCUAAAAAGGAGAGAGCGCUGGUGGAGAACGCAAAACUACUUCUUGAAGCUGAAAAAUCGCUGGUGAAAAACUCUUUUGAAGCGAAUAAAUCGGUGCCAGAACCUCUUAUUCAACAACACGCUGCGAAUCUAGUGCAAAAACAAGACAUUUCACAGCCUGAAUUGCAAAGAUCCGCAACUGUAGAAAAUUGUUCACAUCAUGAAGCCCAAAAAUCCACAACGGAAGAAAAAUUAGUUGAUCAAGAAAAUCCAACCCCAGACACAGGUGAGUGCCAAGCAACCACCGAAAAAUCGUCGAAAGAAACAGUCGCUUCAGCUGACAUCGCAAAACCAUCACAAGAGGCAGUCGAAAAUUUAACAGACUCGAAAAUAGAACAGAGUUCAAUAACUGUUGCAGCUGAAAAGUCGAAUUCUGAAGGCAAACAAGAGAUUGCCGAAACCGAAAUCAACGCCGGCGAGGCUGUUAAUUGUGGGAAGGCGGCGUCUGAGCCCAAUACCGGUCCGUUGAACGAAGCGCCCACUCAGAAUUUAGAAUCGCAGCCAGCUGAAGGCGACAAUCCAACCGAGGAAAAACCCAAACCAAUCGAAUCGGCGCAGGUACAAGUUCAAGAGGCGAAAGAAGAAGUAGAAGAAGUGACGUUGCAGAACGCGGCGUCUGAUAUAAAUAAUGCUAUUGUCGUGCAACUUGCUCCCACUGAAAGCGACAUUAAAGUGGACUCUGGCUGCGCGGUGGCGGCGGUAAAAUUAGAAGAAAAAGCCGCGGAAAGCAUCAUCUCCGCGUCGACUGAAAUCAAAAGCGGUGCUGCAUCGGAACGAAUUGAAACAGUAGCGGAAGAGCCGAGCACGGAAGCUCAAGUAGAAGUAGUGCAAGCGCCCAGAUUAGAAGCUCCAGCUGCGGAGGCAGUGAAAAGUGAGGAUUUAAUACCAAAUAAUACUACCGUUGAUACUGUUACUGACUUUGAAAAUAUUUCUGAAGUGUUGAGUACCGAGGAGGAACUUGAAAGGCCAAAGCAUAUUGAAGAAACUGCAUCCACAGUUGAAGAAAAAGAGGAUCAGAUAGCUGAGAUAGUAGUUCAAGACGCAAAAGUCGAAGGUAACCCAGAGGAAGCUGUGAUUGAAGUAACAGAAAAUCGCCAAAGCGAAAUAGAUUGUGUUCAGCCAAAAGGAGAGCCGGAAGAGACUAAAAGCGAGGCACUGCCAAAAGAGGAAAAGGGGCCGCAUUCCACGGACGCGCCGAAUAUCGACGAGCCGCUUGGUGCGCCGAAAGAAGGGGAGAAACCUAUCGAGUCACAAAUAUCAAAGCCGAUCGAGGCGCUCAAAGUGGAGGACUCUGAUCGAGUGGACGCCGCGCAUUGUAACGGCGAGCCGAAAGGCGAUCAAGUGCCCAGUGCCGCUGAUGAAGGCGACGAGGAGGACCACUUGAUGAAGAAAAUUGAAAGCUUCUUGGUGACCGAGAACAACGAGGACGACGACGUCAGUAUGUCUGAGGCGGCAGUAAAAUUAGACACUCGCAAUUGUAUCAAAGUGAAAAGGGUGAGCAGCAUGAAGAGAAGCGAAAAAAUCAGCAAACUGGCGCUCAAGAAGGAGGCGGACGGCCAGCAGGAGACGGACACGUGCGAGUCGCAAGGGGACGGUGGCAAAAAUGCCGACGCGUCGUACGGAAUUCAAUCGGGCAAAGUGAAUAGUAAUGCCGAUAAGAAAAUCAAAACGGACGACGCGACGAAAUUAGCAGCGAGCGCGGGCAAGCAGCCAACGCAGCCGGCUCCCAAGAUCGGGUUCGGUGUACUAAGGCCCGCGAGACCGAAAAGUGGCGCGUUUUUCACCUCCGACCCGCAGCAGCGGCCCAAAUCGGAUGAGCUCAGUGAGGUCUUUAACAAAAUAGUUUUGCGAAAGGCUGAGGAAAAACGAAAAAGCGAGCAGGGUGCAUUGAAGAGCAAAUCCGAAAGCAAAGUCAGCCGCACCGGGUCGCGAAAGACCAAAGAAAAGAAGCCAGAGGCGAACGGAGUCAAGGAAAAGAGCCCGUCGAAAACACGCGAAACCUCGCCUCUGAAAAACGGGCAGGAAAGCAAAAGAGGCGAUGAAAAAUCGAAAUUGAAAUCCAGAGAGUCUUCGCCUCUGAAGGAAAGCAAAGCAAAGACGGUAGAAAUACCGAAAACGGAGCCAGCAGCAGAUUCGAGACCAAACUCGGAAAUCGCGGAAGAGAAAAGUAAUGCAAGUCAAGUGCAAGCAGAAAAGACCUCGAAAGAAAGCGGCGGUGCCGUUGCUACAGGCGAUCAACUUCCACCAACAGUCGCCAAUUCUGCGGUCGCCGACGCUGUUAGACCUGAUUUAUGUGCCGCGAAGAAAGAAGUAGAUACGAGCACUGCAUGCGAAGCGCAAAAAACUAAUUCGAGCUCAAUUAAUAUCAAAGCUGGCACAGAAACGGCCGCAGCGAGUGGAACAAAGCGUGAUGUGAGCAGCAGCGAAGCCACUUGCGUGGCGCGAAAAGACGCUCCCUUAACUUUAGCCAAUAAAGAGGUAGGGAAAAGCGCGGAAAAGCCGUCGGAAGUCACCAGACUGGUGCGCCGCUCGUCCAAAAGCCCGGUGAAAAAUGUUUCAAAAGGUAGCAGCGUGGAGCCGAAAACCGCAGCAAAUGAAGCAAAUCAAACGGAGAGUAUCGAUCGAAGUACCGUUCGCGGAAAGCUGGUGCUCGGCCAAAAACUGGACAAGGAUGCUCAGUCCAGCAGCAGCAGCCAAAAGGAAGCGGAGAACGCCAAGAAGCCCGAGUCGGUGUGCGACAGGGUGGCCGAGCGGCUGGAGAGCAUUCAGGCGGUGAAGGAACGUCCCGAGGAAAGCGGCAAUCCAGUAAAUAUCGAACCAGAAACGACGCCUUCCGCGGUGGACGGACAGCCGGCUACUAAAACGGAACUGGUGGAUGCGGCCGCUGCUAAAAUGACGGUGGACGGGGCUGACGGGGGCGGAAUCGGGUUGGUGGUGGCCAACACUGGUCGCAAAGUGGGUGAUACGCGCUACCUCACAGAGAUGCAGGUGUUCUUCCGCUCUGGGGUGCUUGGACAACUGGAGGCGCAACGAGACGAAAAACUCCAGGACCAUGUUACUAGACUUCAGGCGCGCUGCAAGGGCUACUUGGCCAGGAGACGCUUUGAAAAGCGAAAGGUGCAAGAGGUGGCUGUUAGGUGUGUGCAGAGAAAUGUCAGGCGUUUCCUGAAGGUGAGGGAUUGGCCCUGGUGGCGCCUACUGGUGCGCGUAGCUCCGCUCCUGAAUGUACACAGAGCGGAAGAAGAGUUGCGCAAGCAGACCGAAGAGCUAGAAGGCUUGAAGAUGCGUUUGGAUAAAUCGGAGGCUGAGAAACUAAGGCUCAAACAGCACAAUGAAAGACUUGAAGCGAGGAUGAACGAGCUGACCGUCGCCCUGGCAGAGGAGCAGAGCGCGUCCCACUUGGCCGCCGAGCGCCUGAAAACCGAGUCCGUCGAGAGGUCACGCCUCCAGCACGAGCUCCAAAAUGCACAGGAAAAACAGAGCUCGUUACGAGAGGCGAGCCAGCGGCUGGAGAUGGAAAUCCUGAUGUGCCGUGCCACGGACGACUCCUCCCACACGUCGGGCGACGACGACGAUGCCGGCUACGAGCACCUGAAGCAGCGGCUCGACAGGGCCGUGAAGGAGGCGGCCGCACUCCGCCGACAGCUGCAGCAGCAACAGGAGGCGAACGAGGACCAAUUGAUGGCCCUUCGGAAGGCUACCGAGAAAAGGGUGGCAGACGCACUCGAAGAGGUCGAGGAGCAGCGCCAGGUCGUCGCCCAGAUGAAGAGGAAGGCGCAGCGCGUCACCGGCGAGCACAACGACACCAGGCUGAUGCUUGAGGAGCAGAGUGCCAGGAACGCCAUCCUCGAGAAAAGGCAGAAGAAGUUUGAUAGUGAAAUGCACCAACUACAGGAAUCGCUGCGGCUUGAAAAGUCCGGCAAGGAAAAAGCUCUGCGGGAGAGAGACCUCAUGGCGGCCGAAAAAACAGCUGCCGAGCAGAACCUGGCCGCGUGCCGGCUGGAGCUGGAGAUGCGAGACGAGAAAGUGGCCUCUCUGGGGCGCGAGCUCGAAGAACUGGCGUUCGGCGGGGUGGCCGAGGAGGAGGUGGCCACCCUCCGAAAGGCCAAGCACACGCUCGAGCGACGCGUCAAGGAGCAGGAAGAGGAGCUGGACGAGCUGGCCGGUCAGGUGGGCUUGCUUGAGGCGGCCAAGGUGCGGCUCGAGAUGAGCCUUGAGCAGCAGCGCAAGGAGUCCAAGCGCGAGUACAGCCAACGCGACGACGAACUCGAGGAAAUCCGCGGAAACGCUCAGAAGAAGGUCCGCGCUCUGGAGAGUCAGCUAGAGACGGAGCACGAGGAGAGAACGCGUCUGCUACGUGAAAAGCACGACCUGGAGAGGCGGUUGGCCGAGGCGGCAGAGGUUGCGAGGGGCCGCGCCCCUGAAGAUGAGCAGACGAUCCAGAGACUGCGUCGCGAGCUGCGCCACGCCAAGGCCCUGCUGCGAGACGCGCACGGACUGCUGGAGAGGCAGCGCGACGAGACGGGUGGCCGCGGACAGCUGCGGGCGUUGAGGCACCAGCUGGAGGACGCCGAGGCGGCCAGGGCGGUGGCCAUGAAGGCCCGCCAGACGGCCGAGGCGGAGGCCAGGGAGCUGCAGGCGGUUCUCGAGGAGGAGCGCAGAGGCCGCGCGGUGGCCGAAGACCGCGCCGCCGCCGCAGUCAGAGCCAGAACAGAGGUUGCGGGCCAGCUCGAGGAGAAUGAGGAGGAGCUUGCCGAAGUCAUGAAGAAAUACAAGGCUGCUGUUGCUCAAAUCAGCGUCGAACAGGCGGCAACAACGGAGCUUGCAGUCACAGCGGCAACCUUGGAGGCGGAGCGGAACUCACUGCGAGAGCAGGUGGCUGAAAUGUCGGCGCGUCUGGAGGCGGCUGAGGGCGACACGACCACCGGGCUGACGGCGCGCCGCCUCGAGACCAAGAUCCGCGAGCUAGAGUCGCGGCUGGAGCUGGAGGCGACCACGCGGGCGCGGGCCGAGACGCAGAGCGGCCGCUUCCGCGAGCAGGCGGACAAGAUGGCCGUGGAGGCCGAGGCGGCCAGGCUGCGCGAGGCGACGGCCAACGACGCCGCCCGCCGCUCAGCCCGGCUGCUGCGCGAGGCACGUGAACGCGAGGCCAGCGUCGCGGCCAAGGAGGCAGAGGCCAUCAGGAAACGCAAGGAGAUCGAGCUGCGGGUGGAAACAGUCGAGGCAGAGGCGGCGCAGGCCAGAGCCGACCUCAGGCUGGCGCUGCUGCGCAUCGAGGACCUGCAGGCCGCCAUGGCUGGCGACUCCGAGGACCUCGGCUCAGAGUCGAGUGGCUCCAUCGAGUCACUGCUCGACUCGGUCGGUGAAUCACACGAAUUUCUAGAUUUUGCCUGCAGGUCUCCUGAGGGGCAGAGUGACCCUGGAGAUGGCGUAGGACAUUUGACUGACUCCAAAGACGAAUCUCAUGCCUAAGCUGUAGUUCAACGAGCACCUCACUUAAUGAUGUACAUGUCUGGUCAUGGAUAGAGUGAAUGACAAAUCCCCAAUGAUAAAGUAUCAAGUAUAUUACAAACUUAAAACUAUAUAUCUACAAUCAACUUGAACUAUAAAAUAUGUAGUAUGAGUGGAAGAGAAUAAAGAGCAAUUUUGUUGUUGCAAUUAUG
This is a messenger RNA of Cloeon dipterum, 7376 nucleotides long. RefSeq names its product Myosin heavy chain-like (gene Mhcl). Gene Ontology annotation, cellular component: cytoplasm; myosin filament; myosin II complex. Lineage: Eukaryota; Metazoa; Arthropoda; Insecta; Ephemeroptera; Baetidae. The record is from RefSeq and is a predicted model, not a curated record. The coding region runs from base 16 to 7185 and encodes 2389 amino acids. Gene Ontology annotation, molecular function: cytoskeletal motor activity; ATP binding; actin filament binding. Gene Ontology annotation, biological process: actomyosin structure organization. The transcript has 10 exons.